AAGCAGGCAGCCAGACCCCGACAUCACGCCCACAUUAUACCCAAUAUCAUUGGCUCAACUGUCGUCAUUCUCCGGUAUUCAGACUUCUUGGUUCAACCGUGUCAGACCAAACGAUAAUGCGCCAAUCAUUGACCUUGACUUGGACCUGCGUCCUCCUUGCUCCCCUUGCGGCGAGUAAAAGCCUCAUAGCAGACUACAAUUCAUGCCAGAGUGCGUGCAUCUCGCUAUCUAGUCAGCUAUCCGUCGAGUCGGGUGGCGACUACAUUGCAGAGUUCGAGCAGCAGCCUAUCACUGAGCCAGGAGUCGACGUCGGAUCUCUGUACUGGUCGCAGCAGCAGCAGGCCGUCCGGCCGGCCUGCCUUGUCCACGCCCGUGAGGCCCAGGACGUCGCACUCGUGGUGCAGACAUCGCGCUCCACGGGGUGCCCCUUUGCCGUCCGCGGGGGUGGCCACUCGGACAUUCCCGGAUUCAGUAACAGUCAUGGUGGGAUCACCGUCAACAUGGCCGGCUUAGGCGAUGUCGAAGUGGACGCGAGUGCCGGCGUAGCUCGAAUAGGAGCGGGCGCAAAGUGGGGGGCGGUCUUCAAGGAGCUUGAUAAGACGAACAAGACUGUGGUUGGGGGCCGACUGACUGGGGUUGGCGUUGGAGGAUUACUUCUGGGCGGUGGGCUUAGCCACUUGUCUGGAUUACAUGGGUUGGCGUGCGACAACGUUCGCAACUACGAGAUUGUCCUUGCCAAUGGCAGCAUCUUCGACGUCUCGCACUCUACCCACCCGGAUCUCUAUCGAGCGCUUCGCGGUGGUGGCAACAACUUUGGAGUCGUGACCCGUUUCGAUCUAGACUUGUAUGAUCAAGGCCCCAUGUGGGGUGGCCUGCACGUCUGGCCGUUGUUACCAUCCGUGACAUCGGCCAUCACGUCAGCCUUCAUAGAAUUCGGACACGACGCCCCGUCAGACAAGCAUGUCUCACUGUUUGCAGGCCUUGGGUUUAUGCAGGGCAACUUCGCCUGGGCCGUGGGGCAGUAUGACACGCUCGGAAGAGAGGAACCUCCCAUCUUUUCCAAGUUUAGAGACGAUGCCGAGACAUAUGGGGCUCCCAAGGUUGUCACAACGGCAAGGGUCACGUCACUAUCGGACCUUGCUGAAGAGCUGAAUCUUUCAGAACCCGCGGGCAAGCGGAGCCGGUUCACGACAGCCACCUUCAGGAUGGAUGUGGAUCUGCUUCGACUGAUGGCCGGCUACUUUGUGGAAGAGGUCGAAAGGGCUCUGGAGAAUGGACUACGUGAAGACGAACGCUUUGCGCCAAUGUUGGGCAUCCAACCCCUGACGAAGAACAUUAUCGGGGCACAAUCCAAGCGCGGAGGAAAUGUGAUGGGUCUCGAUGAAGAAUCUGGACCGCUCGUUGUCUGUUCUUUUGGCUGGGAAUGGUCUCGUGAGGCAGACGAUGCUGUCGUGAUUACCGGCAUCAAGAGCGUUCUUGAGAAAUCCGUAGCCGCGGCGGAGGAAAACGGUUUGUAUCAUCCUUUCAAGUACAUGAACUAUGCUGCGGAAGACCAGGAUCCUGUCGCAAGCUAUGGAGCUGAAAACGUUGAGUUCUUGAAGAAGGUCAGACACAUCUACGACAGCGAAGGACUGUUCACGGAGUUAGUGCCUGGUGGCCACAAGAUCAAAUGAUGAUUUUUCCGGGGGCUAGAAUUAUUGCAUAUAGUCUAUGAACAUUACAAAAAUCCCCAUAUAUACGAGAAUACCCCAAAUUGCCCAGUUAUGAAUGUGGUCAACCAGAUUCAACCCCUAUUUUCGACCAUGGUGUUCAGCAUAUGAUAAGUGGGUGACAUUGGUAGCGCCGGAAAAGCGGUCACAAGUCCAGGUGCGACCAAAUCGUUCACAAAUCCUGUACCGAGUAUGGUCAAAGCAAGAAAAGUCCACACGAGUCCAACAACACGCCACCAGGAUCCACGCCAUCCGAGUUUCUCCUGAGCAAAACGAAUGACCAGAUCUUCCAAGAGCAAGAUUUUCGGCAUCAGAAAAAAGAAGGUGAGAGUUCUUGCGAAAGACUCAGAUGGAGCUGCCAUCUUUGCUGCCGCCCAGUGGUAUAGUCCAGACAGGGCGAAUGCAAAGUACGAUUGGGUUUGACGACUGAGCAUAGACCCUCUAGGUGCUCUGACGACUCUCCUAGCCACGAAUCUGCUAGGGAUUUGCAGGCCCCUUCGAAAGUUCUGAUGCCACGUGCGGUUCCAGAACCUGCUCAGGGUGUAGCACUCGACCCAAGGUCCGUUUACCGGGUGGACGUCUUCGAUGCGCGUCCAAAAAAGCCCGGACGACACCCCGAUCAAACAAGCGAUGUGAUAUCCGAUAUCCAUCACGGCAAUUGACGAGGCCCACCAGCAGGCUGUAGCGAUGCAACGGGGGACAAAGUCUAACUCAACGACGCUCAUUUUCCCAUCAUGAGUCAGCCACAGAAGAAGACCGGCAGCAAUAUCAUGGCUCAUGUAUUGCUGUAGUAUUCUUUGCAUCGAUAGCCUGAAGAAGGCGGUCUUGGAGGUGCCUGGAGCAGGAGCUGGAGGUAGAGGUGCAGUCCGCCAGUUCCAUCCAAUACCUCUGGUGGAAAAGGCAUUGUCAAAACACCAUCUUAUCCGGUCCCAAGCACCGAGAGAGUGGAAAGACUGUUGAGGUUUCUUCCCAUCGCUUGUGGGUUGUGUCCACUUGUGCUCUAGGUAAGGGUCUUCGAGCACAAGAAGAUUGAAGUUGACCAACGCGACGUAAAAGACUAAGAGACAAUGCUAUUAGAAUAUCAGCUCGAUAAAACGUUCUGUUUGGUGCCCAACCUGUCCCAAAGGUGUAAUUCUUUGCAAUAUCCGGGCCAAAGGGAAAAACAAAAGCCACAAGCAGACAACCCCCCACGAAAGGGAGCAGAAGGAUCCAGCGCAAGUGUCUCGGGGUUUUUGAGCCCAACAAGACCAGAAUAGGGGUAGUGAGCCAUAUGGCACCAACGAAGUCGGCACGUUCCAGAGGCAUUGCGACGAGCUUGGACAAUGUGACAGGCUGCCUAAGUUGGUAGUACAGUACAAAUGUAAUGUUUGAUGGUAUCCGAG
This is a messenger RNA of Colletotrichum scovillei, 3091 nucleotides long. Its product is annotated as FAD binding domain-containing protein. Lineage: Eukaryota; Fungi; Ascomycota; Sordariomycetes; Glomerellales; Glomerellaceae. The record is from RefSeq and is a predicted model, not a curated record. The transcript has 4 exons. Gene Ontology annotation, molecular function: FAD binding. Bases 117 to 1673 code for a protein of 518 amino acids.